Messenger RNA from Syngnathoides biaculeatus (alligator pipefish), 1678 nucleotides. It is a transcript of the gene ankrd33ab, whose product is annotated as ankyrin repeat domain 33Ab. Bases 12 to 1358 code for a protein of 448 amino acids. The transcript has 4 exons. The record is from RefSeq and is a predicted model, not a curated record. Gene Ontology annotation, molecular function: protein binding. NCBI's taxonomy places the organism in Eukaryota, Metazoa, Chordata, Actinopteri, Syngnathiformes, Syngnathidae.
GCUGCUGGAAGAUGGCCACGGCAGCAGAGGACCCUCACCUGGGCGAAGGCCCUGACGAGGAGGACGGGUCUUCAUCGGGGUGGGACUCGGAAAGCAUCCUGUCCGACGACUCUGUUCUGCCGGAUUACGCGCCGGAGACAUCGGACGGGCGAACGGCAUCCACACUGUACCAAGCGUGUGCCCGCAAUGACCCGGCCUCACUGCGCAGGAUUCUGGAGAGAGGAGUGACAAGAGAGGAGGUCAUGGACUUGGACAUCAAUGGAUGGAAUGGCUUGAUGGUGGCUUGCUGCAAAGGAUUUAUUGAUAUUGUAUACGGUCUUAACACCUGCCCCUACAUAAACAUCAAUCAUCAGGACAAUGAAGGCAACACAGCACUGAUGAUCGCGUCCCAAGCAGGUCACGUGAACACGGUCAUGUACCUCCUAAAUUAUUAUCCUGGAAUAGACACAGAAACAAGAGACUGCCGUGGCUUCACGGCCCUCAUCAAAGCUGCCAUGACGGGCCGCGAUGACGUGGUUGCUGCACUUGUUAUGGCCGGGGCUGACAUCAAUGCGACAGACACCACAAGAGGAAAGUGCGCUCAGGACUGGGCACUAAAAACAGGUCGCUAUGAAACGUUGCAUCGUCUGCGCCGCCUCAAACUAAGGCCGAGGGCUGAGCAAUUUUGCGAGAGCUACAUCCCGGAGUGGCCCGAGCUCAAGGAGAGGGUCUCGAAGGCCAUGGCGGAAAAAAGCACCCGGGAAAGAAUCACGCAUCACAUUAAGAACACGUUUGGAUUCCGGCUACCUCGUGACCCUGAGGAUAAUGGGGUUUUGGACCAUAUGGUGCGUAUCACCACCAGUAUCCACAGCCCCCUCAUUUCCACCGGCUGCCGUCCACUGUGCCCCACCAGUCCCCCAGAGCUGGGCAGGCGACGUCUCGCUGUACCAGAGCUGAUGAAGAAACACUCUGAGAGGGAACUGGAGGAAAGUUCCGUGUGCCAUAGCAACGGCUCCAUCUCCCACAUCAUUCCCUCCAUCCACUCGGCAGAGUCCAUCCCUGCAACCUGCUGCGCUGACAGCGAAAGGAGGGGCAGCAUCCUUUCACUGGCCUCCACCAAGGUGGCCUCCAAGUUCAUCCCCCGAAGUAUGGCCAGGAGGAACAGUGUCUUCCCCUCGGGGUGCAUCCCCCAGAUCAACAUCAACAGACCCACGGAGGCCACGCCAAAGAAAGAAAAGAAGAAGAAAAAGGCGCAGAAAGGCUACCUGGAACCACCCAAGUGGAGAUAUAAAGAAAUCAAAGAAGAGAAGAAAAAGGAGAAGAAGGAGAAAGAGAAAAAUGAGAAAAAGGAACGUGGCACCAAAAAGGACAAAAAAUAGAAUUUUAUUCCCCCCUAAAUCUUUUUCGACCAAAGCUGUUUUUUUUUUUUUUUUUUUUUUAAUAAUCACUACUCAGGGUUUCAAAAUAUUUAAACCAAAGAUCUUGGUACGUAUUAUUGAUUUAUCAAUUAAUGGUAACCUCAAAAAAGAGAUGCAACUACAGUGGACCCCCGCUAUUUGCAGGAGACAAGGGACCAGGCUGGAACGCAAAGCAUGAAAAUCUGCAGAUGACUGACACCCAUUAUAAGUGCAUUGACAUUCUUUCAUUCUUACGCUGAGAUUCAUAGAGAUUCUUUUUUAAAGCCCUCAAAAUUCUUGAA